AAAACACUCCUUCAUUCAAAAUCUUAAUCUACCAAAAAAUUCGCUAAUCUCUGACCUCUUCUUCACAUCUUCCUCCAUUAAUACCCUUCCCUCUCUCUCCCAUGGAGUUGAUCUACCUACUCUAUCUGGUUCCAACGUUGUACGCGUGUUUCCUCAUAUGGAAGAUGUUGGACGAGAGAAGGGACAGGGAGUGUUACAUCCUAAACUACCAAUGCUACAAGCCCCCCAACGACAGAAUGCUCGGCACCGAGUUCUGUGGCAAGCUUAUCAGACGCACCGAAAACCUGGGCCCCAGCGAGUACCGCUUCCUCCUCAAAGCCAUCGUCAGCUCCGGCAUCGGCGAACAAACGUACGCCCCAAGAAACAUCUUCGAGGGCCGCGAGGCCACUCCCACGUUGCGCGACGGCAUCGGAGAAAUGGAGGAGUUCUUUCACGACAGCAUUGGAAAACUCCUCGCGAAAUCUAACGUCUCCCCCUCCGAGAUCGACGUCCUCGUCGUCAACAUCUCCAUGCUCGCCACCGUCCCUUCCCUCUCCUCUCGAAUCAUCAACCACUACAAAAUGCGCCACGACGUCAAGGUCUACAACCUCACCGGCAUGGGCUGCAGCGCCAGUCUCAUCUCAAUGGACAUAGUCAAAUGCAUUUUCAAGACGCAGCGCAACAAGCUCGCGCUGCUGAUCACUUCGGAGUCUUUAAGUCCAAAUUGGUAUACGGGGAGCGACAGAUCCAUGAUUCUCGCGAACUGUCUCUUCCGUUCUGGCGGCUGCGCCAUUCUUUUGACGAACAAAAGAUCGUUAAAGGACAAAGCCAUGCUGAGGUUGAAGUGUUUGGUGAGAACGCAUCACGGUGCUAGAGAAGAAGCUUAUGGCUGCUGUACCCAGCAGGAAGAUGAUCAAGGAAGGCUCGGAUUUCAUCUUGGAAAGACUCUUCCCAAGGCUGCCACCCGAGCCUUCGUUGAUAAUCUUCGAGUCAUAGCACCCAAGAUAUUACCUAUCCGUGAGUUGCUCAGGUUUUUGUUCGUGUCCAUUAUUAAAAAAAUCAACAAGAGUAGUAACGCUCCCAAGUCCGUUGCGAGCACCGGAGCGACAAAAUCACCAUUGAACUUCCGAACCGGGGUGGAUCAUUUUUGCCUUCACACCGGAGGAAAGGCGGUGAUCGACGGGAUCGGAAUGAGCUUGGAUCUGAGCGAGUAUGACCUGGAACCGGCGAGGAUGACGCUGCACCGGUUCGGGAACACGUCGGCGAGUAGCUUGUGGUACGUGCUAUCGUACAUGGAGGCGAAGAAGAGGCUGAAGAAGGGGGACACGGUGUUCAUGAUAAGCUUUGGUGCGGGCUUUAAAUGUAACAGCUGUUUGUGGGAGGUGAUGAAGGACUUGGGGGAGGCGAAUGUGUGGGACGAUUGCAUUGAUGAGUACCCACCAGAGUCAUUGGCCAACCCCUUCAUGGAGGCCUAUGGUUGGAUCAAUGAAGUUGAUGAUCCGUACACUUACGAACAUCUUCCAGAAUUUCUCAAGUGAUUAUUGUUGAUGUUGUGUAGUAGGAUUAUGCAUGUUGGCCAGCUACAAAGAAAAAAAAAAUUAAAAGGGAAGGGACCCUCUGAUUCUUUAGAUCUCUCUUUACAGGUGCAUCGAUGUAAUUGUGCAUUAAAUUUUUCUGUAAGCUAUACACUUAUAUAUUAUUAUUAUUGAACCCGGGCCUCUAGGGUUCAUUACCCAAUAAGGUGUGUGCUGCUUCUUGCCACACCGUCAAAAGGGUACGUAUUAUGGUUUUUUUUUUUAAACUUUGGUUUGCAUUAUUUGUUUAAAUGUGUUAUAAUAACGAGUUUCUUCUUUUUUUUCUGACAAAAAGAAAACGACAAAAAUAUCUGUAAUUGUUUUGGUUAGCUCUUGUUUAGUAGAUUAUGGGUUUUAAUUAAUUAUUAUAUUCUUGCAUUA
Glycine soja is the source of this 1934-nucleotide messenger RNA. RefSeq names its product 3-ketoacyl-CoA synthase 12-like. The transcript has a single exon. Gene Ontology annotation, molecular function: acyltransferase activity, transferring groups other than amino-acyl groups. The record is from RefSeq and is a predicted model, not a curated record. Lineage: Eukaryota; Viridiplantae; Streptophyta; Magnoliopsida; Fabales; Fabaceae. Gene Ontology annotation, biological process: fatty acid biosynthetic process. Gene Ontology annotation, cellular component: membrane. Bases 102 to 1517 code for a protein of 471 amino acids.